UGUCAGUCAUGUGGAGUGGGUGGUCCCAACCUCUGGGCAUGUCUGCAGUGUGACUGCCCUUAUGUUGGUUGUGGAGAGUCGUAUUCCGACCACAGCACCAUACAUGCUCAGGUAACACACCUCUCUCCAUCUUUCUCUCUCGCUUUCUCUCACUCUCUCCCUCACCAGAGGUGCAGGCUGAUAAGCAGCACGUAAGUCUUCACAGGAACAGAGGCUUGGCCCAAGAUGCAUGUUGGGUACUGUAUGGCGCUCCCUUAUCAGGGCUCAUCGUGGCUGCUACACACUCCAAAUUUGGUAGGCGUGUGCAAGGAUUACCAAAUGUCUGGACAGCAUACCACCUUUGGGAAGGUCUGGACUUAAUAAGAGCCCAACUAUGACCAACAUUCCAUAGACUUCAUUUUGGUGUCUUUUUUCCAGAGGAACAUGACACUGUAUGACUGGGUCAUAACCUCGUAAGUCACCUUGUACUAUGGCCCCGUGAUAAAACAUUUCUAAAACCACUCUAAAAUUACGUCAUGAACCUGUGACUUUCAGUCGCACAGAAGAGAACUGAACAAUUCAGGGAUGUUUUAUUGGAUUGGCACUAUGUUGGAACACAAUACUUACCAAAAGGCUCACUUGAACUCAAAGCACUCUUUCAUAACUUUCAUAAUUUCCUGACCGCGGCUACCAGUAUAAUGUUUCGGUCUGUUGCUCAAAGUCACAUCUAUGUCACCAAACUGAGCUUGAUGUUGCACUUUAGACAAAUGUCCAGGCAAAGUGCACAAUGCGAAGUGGUUCAAGUCAACUUCUCUUUCCUCUAUUCAAGCCCUAUGGAGUGGCUUUACUUUCUAGGGGCAUGUGGGGCUCCCCAUGAUGAACAAUAAAUACAUUAGCCACUCCUAUCAGGAAGUGAGUUAUUUUGGAUUUUAUGCAUUUUGACACGUUUCAGAUGCUUUGACGCACUCCUCCUAGACCUAGACAGUUAUCAGAUUUAUGUCAAAUUUGGUAUUCAUGAUGUCUCGUCACAUAAACAGGAAAUGUGUUAUAAAUUUGCCAUGCAUUGGUCGACAUGACUCUAAGUUCACAGAUUAUUGGUUGUGAUUAUGAUCAUAUCCCCAAAAUGACUGUCUAGCAUAGCACUACCAUCUGACAACAGAAAGAGUAGCUUUUUCACCGGUCUUUACCAUACGACUCCUAGGCGGUUCACAUAAGAUUCAUUUCAGGUUUGGUGUACAAUAAGUAUUUGGUUUCCUGAUUUUAUGUUGUGAAGGCGGUUUUUGUAUGUUGAAGAGUGUAGCCAUGGGGAGAUGAGGAAUUUGGGUGCUUCUCAACAGAUUUGGGUACCUCAUAGAGACAGAGUACUCUGCGUCAUACUUUAGAAACCAUGCCCACCAUGGGAGAAACAUUUGUUGUCAUAGUUUGAAUUGUGUGAUUUGUGAUUGUGUUCAUCACAAAAAAUACUGUUGAUUGCUAUGAUUCAUGUCUGUACUGGACAUGUAGUAUUCUAUCAUAAUCGUGUAUAGCUGGAAACGUUCUAGAACGUUCCCUGUGACAACCAACCAACUAAGCCCCAUUUUCUGCCCCAUUUUUUGCACAUCUGGUUAGACUGUAUUUCAUAGUCUUUGUACUUGUACUCUACACAAUGACAAUAAAGUUACAUUUAAUCUAAUCUAAUCUAAAUAUUUGUGCCCCCCACUCUCCAGUUCUAAAUGGCUUGCUAAGGCCCUGUUUUUCAUUGAUCAAAUACUUUCUAUGAUGUGGCAUAAAAGACGUCCGUCUCAGCACUUAGAUGCUUCUUUGUUCUUUAAUGUGUUUUGCAUAGCAAUGCAUAAUGUAGCUAUUCAUUCAUCCAACGGACGUGCCGGAGCAAGGAAUAGAGUGGUCAUUCUUUUAAAAAACACUGUACUGACAUGUCAAGUCAACUGUAUUUAUAUAGCACACUUUUAUGCACAGAGUGCAACCCAUAAAACACACAUGACAUCACACAGUAAUGAUAACAAUAUGAUUGAACAAUAUAACAAACAACAAACAUAACAAUUAAAAUAAUUAAAUUAAAACAAAUAAAAACAAGCCAGUGCCAGCAUAGCCGAACCUAGCACACACAGAUACGAACAAACAAAUAAACAAAUAGGCCUAACAGUACAAAAAUGAAAAAUAAAAGUGAUAUAACAUGUGUCCCAGUUAUACUUCACUUCACAGUCUUCAGGAUAAGAAACUACCCUACCCAAAAAGAGGCAUACACUGGUCACAUACACUACAAAAUACAAAAGUCUAAAUGUUCUUGAUGAUCUGGGAAGAAUAAGAGAUUAGAACGUUGAUUUGGGGAAAAUGUCUAUCUAUGGGAAAAUCUCUCUUCUGUCUUCUGUCUGUUUUGUUAUGCUUUUGUUGAGUCUAUUUCAACACCAACCCUUUAUCACCUCCACAACAUCAUAAGAUUGUAAUUGUCAUAAAUAUUAUAGCUUGGUCAAUAUAGCGUGAAUUAUUUAGGGUAAUAUUCAUUGUCUUAAUCCUACACGUACGUGUCACAACAUCCCCCACAGUCGCAGCUCUGGCACCUGGAGUUUAUCCAGGAUGAGCCAUCAGCAUGCCAAGGUUUAUCCACAUGAUCCUGACAGUGCGUCAUGACCAUCCCUUCUGCAGAAACGGAAACAUUUUGGUUAUAAAGAUUUUUCAGCUUAACUCAAAUGCAUUUGUAGGCUGUAGGGGCCAACGGAGCUGGGCCACAAACAAUCAGUAUGAGAGCUAUAGACUUCUGUACAGAAAGUCCAUACAGUAUGUUAACUAUAGCCUAUACUGUAAAUACCCGUCAUAUUUUUUACAUCUUUACAUUUAUUCAUUUUGCAGAAACUUUUAUCCAAACGACUAAAAAAAAAUGAAGAAUAACAUAUUAGCUUUUAAGCAGAGGAGAUCUUAUGUAGCAGAUCAGAUCAGAUCAACUGUAUUGUCCCGGAAGGGAAAUUGGUCUUGGGCAUCAAGUACCACUCACAGCUGCUUACAACACAGCAAGACAUAUAGGAGGACAGACUUAAUAGAUAUACAGACCGACAGCAUCAUGUAUACAUAAUUCAGUGACAUUGGUGCUACAAGUCACCUUCGAGGCAAAUAUAAACAAAUGAACAACAGUUCUACACGGUCCUGUGGCCCACGCUGACCAAUGACACUUAUAUACAGUAACUCUGCACAGUCCCUGUCCACCGACCAGAUGGCAAUAUUGCACAUUCCCUCAGCAGGCCCAACUCCCAUUCACCCAAAAACUAGUAAGGAAACUAAAACAGAAUAGACACACAACUUUGUACAAAAAUCUGAGUAAUGACACACAGUUUUAAUAGUUACAACAUGUAAAUAAAUACAACAACAGGCAAGGGUUAGGGUUAAGGUUAGGGUUAGGUUCCUUGAAGUCGACGGUCGCAGCGCUGUCUUGAAGUCAAGUGGGGUGGGGGCUUAAAACACCAUCAAGCUCAAAUAUGUAUCAGUGGGCAAUAUUAUUAUUAAUAAUUACAGCAUUAUUGUUUAAUAAAAUAUCAUAAAACUUAAGGCAGACAAAAAUAGGAUCAACAAGCUGGAACAGACUGCAUCAGCAAGCUUGGAGCAGCAAGCUUGGAGCCUGCUCUUUCAGUAGGCUAGUGACUGCAGGUCAGAAUAUGCAUGUGCAAACAAAAGCAGAAGAGCAGGAAAUGCAUGCACAACAACGGAAUUAAAUGUCACCAAACACAUACAAAUACAGGUGUGGUAUGAUUGAAUGAAGUAUCAGUCAACACAAGUAUCAAAUACUAUUGAAAAUGCUGAUUGAACAUAAUUAUAUUACAACAUUUAAAUUACACAAUUUGAAAUAAAAAUGUAAUAAUAGCCAUACCACGUUUGUAAACUGAACUAUAAUUUCUCAUCAGAUAUAAACAACUGGUGGAGCUUUCACCCCUUAUUGGGACCCAAAAGAAUAGUGUUUUUGGCUCUCAAACCCCUCCACUCUCAGGGUUCUGAAGAAAUACAUUCCUGCACUCACUUCUCACUUGUUUGUUCCCUAUCCCAGGCAAAGAAGCACCAUCUGACAGUGAACCUCACCACAUUCCGGAUCUGGUGCUAUGUGUGUGAGAGGGAGGUGUUCCUGGAGCAGCGGCCCAUGGUGCCUGUCCCGGCCACCCACCAGUGCAAAUCCCCAGAGCAGGAUCUCUUACGUCAUUCAAGCAGUCAUCCCUUGAAAGCUGUGCCCAUAGCCGUCGCUGACGAAGAUGAGUCCGAAUCGGAGGAGGACGAGCUCAAACCAAGAGGUCUCACAGGGAUGAAGAACAUUGGGAACUCGUGUUACAUGAACGCUGCCCUGCAAGCCCUCUCCAACUGCCCUCCUUUAACCCAGUUCUUCCUGGACUGCAGCGGAUUGGUCCGAACCGAUAAGAAGCCGGCUCUGUGUAAGAGCUACCAGAAGCUCAUUUCAGAGCUUUGGCACAAGAAACGGCCUAGUUAUGUUGUCCCCACAAGUCUGUCUCAUGGUAUCAAGCUGGUAAAUCCCAUGUUUCGGGGCUACGCCCAGCAGGACACGCAAGAGUUCCUGCGCUGCCUGAUGGACCAGCUGCACGAGGAGCUGAAGGAGCCCCUGAGGGAGAGCAGCGGCGGCAUGGGCGACUCGGGCACCGAGGCGGGCGACGGCGGGGGCGGGGCGCGGGACGGCGACCGCAGCCCCUCGGAGGACGACUUCCUGUCCUGCGACUCGGGGUCCAGCAGCGGGGAGGGGGCCGAGGGCCGCGGGGCCGGCGAAGCCGAGCUGCUCAUCCAGGACGAGUGCGGAGGGGUGCGAGUGUCCUCCGCGUCCACCACCAGCGGCGGCGGCGGCGGUCCCACCGGGAGGGGCAUCUCGGAAAAGGAGCGGCUGAAGGAGCGGAGGGUGUCGGGGUCGCCGCUCCGCGGGGCGUCCCAGGAGAUGGACGAGGACGCGGACGUGGACACGGCCGCUUCUCAGGAGGCCGCGGGGGAAAGGGAGCCUGAGGAGACGGCGGUGCCCUGCAGCACCCCAAACCAGGCACAAGCCAACAGCACUACAGAGCCUGAUAACGAGGCGUCGAUGCACCAUCCUCCGUCGCGGCCCUGUAGUCCCGCCCCCAUCGCCCAGGAGCUCCACCCCAAGCUCUCCAGCAGCCCACCCAGGUCCAGCCCCCUGAGGUCAGCCUACUCUCUCAAGAAAGCUCAGGCUAUCAUGGGCCCCAGAAAGAAGAAGCAGUCUCGGUACCGCAGCGUGAUCUCGGAUAUCUUUGACGGUUCAAUCUUGAGUCUAGUUCAGUGUCUGACAUGCGACAGGGUUUCCACCACUGUGGAGACAUUUCAGGACUUGUCCUUGCCGAUUCCAGGGAAAGAGGACCUAGCCAAGCUGCACUCUUCCAUCCACCAGAAUGCCCCAGCCAAGACAGGCGUAUGCGCAGACACCUACGGCACUCAGGGCUGGAUCGCCUACAUUAUGGACUCCAUACGCAAGUUUGUGGUCUCCUGCAUCCCCAGCUGGUUUUGGGGGCCUAUGGUGACCCUAGAGGACUGCCUUGCUGCCUUCUUCGCUGCAGACGAACUGAAAGGUGACAACAUGUACAGCUGUGAAAGAUGUAAAAAGUUGAGGAAUGGAAUCAAAUACUGCAAAGUACUAAGACUACCUGAGAUUCUCUGCAUUCACCUGAAGCGCUUUAGACACGAGGUCAUGUACUCCUUCAAGAUUAACAGCCAUGUGUCGUUUCCAUUGGAGGGCCUCGACCUUCGACCUUUCCUGGCCAAAGAUAGUCCCUCUCAGAUUACAACCUAUGACCUCCUGUCUGUCAUCUGUCACCACGGCACCGCAGGCAGUGGUCACUACAUAGCCUACUGUCAGAAUGUGAUUAAUGGUCAGUGGUAUGAGUUUGAUGACCAGUACGUUACUGAGGUGCAUGAAACAGUGGUGCAGAACGCAGAGGCCUACGUCCUGUUCUACAGGAAGAGCAGUGAAGAGUCGGUGCGGGAGCGUCAGAAGGUGGUGGCCCUGGCCAACCUGAAGGAGCCCAGCCUGCUGCAGUUCUACAUCUCCAGGGAGUGGCUCAACAAGUUCAACACCUUCACCGAGCCCGGCCCCAUCAGCAACCACACAUUCCUGUGUCAGCACGGAGGAAUUCCCCCCACAAAGUACCACUACAUCGAUGACCUUGUGGUGAUUCUUCCCCAGAAUGUCUGGGAGUACCUCUACAACAGUUUUGGUGGCGGGCCUGCCGUGAACCACCUCUACCUGUGUGCUGUCUGUCAAGUCGAGAUUGAGGCUCUUGCCAAACGCAGGAAGAUGGAGAUUGACACUUUUAUCAAGCUAAAUAAGGAGUUUCAGGCCGAGGAAGCACCAACAGUGAUUUUAUGCAUCAGCAUGCAGUGGUUCAGAGAGUGGGAGAGCUUUGUCAAGGGGAAAGAUAACGAGCCCCCAGGCCCCAUUGACAACAGCAAGAUUGCUGUGAUGAAGGGGGGCCACAUACAGCUCAAACAAGGAGCAGACUAUGGUCAGAUCUCUGAGGAGACGUGGCAGUACCUGCUCAGCAUCUAUAGUGGAGGCCCCGAGAUUGCCGUCAGACAGGCCGUCAUUUCCCAGGAGCCAGACGGCCACGGAGAGCGCAAGAUAGAGGCAGAGACUAGAGCACUCUGAAAGAGCAGGUGGAGGCAUGUUACCCCCCCCCCCCGCCCCGCCCCGCCCUGCCACCACCACCACCCCUCCUCUCCCUCACUGAAGCCUUCACUCCAUAGCAUCGCUGGAGCACCCAUCCCCCAGGGGGUUUCUCACCUGCACGAGAGGAGAGGAGCCGCAGCUCGCUAAAUUACUCCUAGAUUAGGCGACGGUAUGUUGUUUCAUAGGUGAUGAAUACAUGUUAAGGUAGCGAGGAGCAUCUGAAACCGCACUCUGGGAGGAAGAGCGGAGAGGGAGAGGAGAGACUUUUCACGCAGAGGCCAGCAUGUUGAAAGUGAGCCGAAAAGAGGAUUUCUACCAAGACACUUAAAUGUAUAUACAUACAACAUGUGGGCAACUUACAGAGCACGCGCGCGCACACACACACACACACACAGACACACACACACACACACACAGUUUCAUCUGCGUUUGAGGAGUCUACUGUGAGGCUCUCAGAGGGUGGAUGAUGUAAGCUAUAAAGCUGCUGCCUGAUGACUGCUGCGCUGAACAUUAACCCCCCCCCCCCCAAUGCGUUAAGCAUGUCUGCACAAGGGCACAAUGGCCUUCAGUUAUGAGUGCUUAAGGGUGCUGUACAGUGGGAGGCAAGUAGAGCUACUGUCCUGAGGGGUGUGUCAGAGUACGGGUAAAAAUGGAGAAAGGGUUCUGUAGGAAAUGGUGGGCUUUUUAUUCUAGCAUAAUUAGGGCCGUUUUCAAAAUGGCAAAUUAUACAUUUAUUGUGUUGUAAAAUGCCGAGAUGAUUCAAAAUCUGGCCUUUCACAGUUGUGCAAGACCCCUUGUCCCAUAUUGUGGAAGUCUGAUUGCGCCACAGGGCCAGUCAAGUGUCAGUUGUUCAGUUCCUCUUGCCCUUUGCUACCAGCUCCGGUUUUGUGGUUAGUGAUGGAACGUUCAGGGCUCUCCCUGCAUUCUUUGUGUCUUGCUGUCAUUUUAAUUGAAUUUUUACAGAACACUGGAACCUAAUGGACACAUCAUCCUCAGCCAUGGGGUUCCAUGGGCAGGUUGAGGCUAGUCAAUGGCUGACUCAGUGUACGUUUUGAUUAGUUUAACUGUUUCUCCGCCAACAAUGAACACACCUCAACAAACCAGCGAGACUCAACCAAAAUAGAAAUUCAAAGCCUCGUUCCUGCCAUUUCUGAUCUGAUGUUGAAGACCGUAGUCAGUUGCUGGCCACUAUUUGGUUGAGUUCACCAAAGAAAAAGUUCAACAUCUGGUAUUGAUUUCCAAAACUUGCCUGGAGAAUAUCUGGUGUUUUCUUUUCUGUUUUUUUUUUUUUUUCUUCUUUUGUUUCAAUCACAUACUGGGCACGUGCAAUGUUGGUCAAUAUCUAGUAUGUAUAACUGAAAAGAGUGUGGCACUAAAUUCUACUGUUAUUAAAGAGCUUAAUUAGAUUGAUCUUUGUUAAACUUAUUGAGUGUAUCUCUCUAUCCAUGAACAUUGAUGACAUAUGACAUAGCCAUUACAUUUCAAAUUAAUGUCAAGACUUGACCUAGUGAACUAAUAGAUAUUGUAUAACAGUGUCUUUGGUUGAAGUCCCAGGUGAUCACAGUUUUAAUGCUGGCAUAUUUGCGUCAAGGUUGACUAAGCUUCUUUUUGAGUGUCUGUUUAUUGUCUGUUUAACUGUAUUGAAAUUGAGAGUGAAUAAAGCCUGUUCUUUCA
Messenger RNA from Alosa sapidissima (American shad), 8308 nucleotides. It is a transcript of the gene usp20, whose product is annotated as ubiquitin specific peptidase 20. The transcript has 23 exons. Gene Ontology annotation, biological process: protein deubiquitination. NCBI's taxonomy places the organism in Eukaryota, Metazoa, Chordata, Actinopteri, Clupeiformes, Clupeidae. Gene Ontology annotation, molecular function: cysteine-type deubiquitinase activity; zinc ion binding. Bases 4100 to 6613 code for a protein of 837 amino acids. The record is from RefSeq and is a predicted model, not a curated record.